This is a messenger RNA of Arabis nemorensis, 1314 nucleotides long. The record is from the annotation of a GenBank genome assembly. NCBI's taxonomy places the organism in Eukaryota, Viridiplantae, Streptophyta, Magnoliopsida, Brassicales, Brassicaceae.
AUGGCCAAGUUCGGAUGCCCCCUCGAGGCUUACAUUUUCAACCCACCAAUCUCCUCUAUUCCUCUAGAGCAGCUAGAUGAGAGUGAUAACCUUAAAACCGCGAUUCGAUUCGCCAGGGAUGUCGUCAAAGCCAGCAUAGCCACAGACCUAGGCUAUGAUGAGGUUGAGGAAGAGGAUCCAUUUGUGCAGUUAGCUUCUUGGAUGCCUAAUUUGUAUGUGAACCAAUCAGAUCCAAUCUGCUCAGAAUACAUUGGUUAUUUCAUGCACAGAAUCAGAAUGUCUGAAUUGGGAGCCGACAUGAUCGAGAGGAUUGCUUCUAGAUACUCACUUAAGGGUCUGUUGUUCGGAGGAGGAGGAAGUUCGUCGUCAUAUUCUUCACCACAGCCUCUUCAUUAUCUUCCAUCGGCCUCUAUGGUGGUUAAUACGGCCGGAAUGCGGGAUUUUACGGCAGCUCAUGGGAUUCAUCAAUGGUGGGAUCCUAGGUUUAUUAGCGAUAAAAAUGAAAAUCCACUAUACUUGUUGAACAAAUGUAAAAGACUUGAGAUCUACACUUUUGAAGCUCUAAUUGAUCUUGAAAACGGUGGAAUCCCGCGCCAUUAUUCCCCUUCUGAUGUUCUAAUGAACAUGAGGGAGUAUAUGUAUCAACGCGGCUUUCUUGUUCAUUCCAUUGUCAUAUACGCUUGUGAGACUACUUUUCCUAAGAGAUACUUGGACUCAUUCGAUCUAAUAGACGGUGUCAACGUUGUUCGAGUUAAAAAAACCUUAGGUGAAACACGAGAUGACGCCGACUAUGCAAUGAAGGCCGAGAUGAACAAUUGGGGGUUAGAACGUCUUCCUCCGGCGCCAAUGUUUAUCGUCACUUCGGACAAGGAUUAUGUGAAAACCAUCCAGAUUUUGAAGAAUCGCGGGUUCCAGUUCUUAGUGGCCUAUCUCGAUCAUAGUGUCGGUGCCGAAAUUCGAUGCGUGGCCGAUUUCGUUGAUUGGCGCAAAGUAGCCCUCGGUCAUCUUCUCAUCAUUGAUGCUAGCAACAUGCCUAAGGACCAAAGCAAGUCUCCGCCGAAGAGGCUACUUCCCCCAUCUCCGCCUCCACACUCUUCUCUCGUAAAGGUUGUGUGGGAUGUACAAUCCACGCUUGACAUUGACGACAAAAGGUCCAAAGUUAUGCCCGAUGAUUUAAGUCUUGAGGAUAUGAGAGAUAACAUUGAGAAUGAGCUUCAUAUGCUUGAGUAUAAAGGUAUAGAUGGAGACAUCCAAAUUAUCACCGAGGCUCAAUCAAUGAGUACUGAUCAAUUGAUACAAAAAACGAGCUACUAA